AUUUUUCCGACAGAGGGCGUUUAAAAGCAUCUCUCAUAGUCGCCAUUUUCGUUGUUUACUUCGUUAAAAUUUUCUAAUCUGAAAAAUUUUUUCCUUGAAAUCGACCAAAUAUAUCUAUUAAAAUAUUAAAGACAAACUUAACUACUUAAAAUGUCGGAGUCUGAUUGGGAUACGGUGACUUAUUUACGAAAAAAGCCACCAAAAGCCAGCCAGUUACGUACACAGCAGGCUAUUAAUGCAGCACAAAGACAAGGGUUGGCCAUUGAAACUACUAAAAAAUAUAAUGCAGCUACAAAUAAACAACAUCAAACAAGUAUGAAUACUGCAAAGUUAGACAGAGAAACAGAACAGCUCCAUCAUGAUACUGUUGGAUUGGAAAUUGGGAGAUUGAUUCAGCAAGGACGGCAAAAUAAAAAUCUAACACAGAAAGAUUUGGCAACAAAGAUUAACGAAAAGCCUCAAGUGAUUAAUGAUUAUGAAGCUGGAAGAGCAGUACCAAAUCAACAAAUACUGACCAAAAUUGAAAGAAUCAUUGGUGUCAAGCUUCGUGGAAGAGAAAAGGGAAAAGAGAAUUAAUGGACCAUUAAUUCUCUUUACAUAAAUUUGAAAUACAGUGUCAAGCUUCGUGGAAGAGAAAAAGGCCAAGCUCUGUCAGAUCAAAAGCCUAAAAAGAAAUGACACGAGGCCAUCUACACCUAUUUCUGCAUUGCUUUUUGUUUGAGAGACUUGACUUAUUCUUGUGCCUCUUUCUUCAGUAAAAAUGUUACAGAUACACUUUGUGUUUGGAAAAUGUACAAAUUUUGGGCAUUUUAUAAAAAUUAUUUAACAUCUAUUUUGUGCACAAUACUUAAAAUAUUGCAGAGGGUGGCAUUAAAUAGUUUUUAUUUUUUUAAAAUUUCAGUUGGCCAAAGUUGAGAUAUAUGAAAGUUUUCCUUUGUACUAUAUAUGCUUUAUUUUCCCCUCAGUUUGAAUAUUCCUUUACUAAUCUUAUCUGCUCUUGUGUGUAAUAUAUCAUCAGAAUAAUUUCAUGAUAAAAUUUAAUUUACCGUACUUUUUUAAUUCUUUCUAAAUUUCAUGCAUUGUAAUGUGGUAUUGGUGUUUGUCAUUGAAUUAAUUUAGUAUUGUGAAGCCCACUAAUUCAGAUAACAGGUAAUUCCUUCUGAUAGAUAUUCACAAAAAUCUUUGACAUUUAUAUAUUGUUGUCUAGUGUAUUUAAUAUUGAUAUAAUAGCAAAAUACCUAGAAUGACAACAUAUUUAAAUGGUGAUAUUUAUCUCCAUUCACUGUAUUAACAACUUCAUUAGUGAUGUAGAUUGGUAUGUAAAUGCUUAACAAUCAAAUUAUUAGAUUGGAAAAAAAUAUGUAGAAAAAAAUUUAAAAUAAAGGCACAGAUAUCAUCUUAA
This is a messenger RNA of Centruroides sculpturatus (bark scorpion), 1402 nucleotides long. It is a transcript of the gene mbf1, whose product is annotated as endothelial differentiation-related factor 1 homolog. Lineage: Eukaryota; Metazoa; Arthropoda; Arachnida; Scorpiones; Buthidae. Gene Ontology annotation, molecular function: DNA binding. Bases 151 to 576 code for a protein of 141 amino acids. The transcript is spliced from 6 exons. The record is from RefSeq and is a predicted model, not a curated record. Gene Ontology annotation, cellular component: nucleus.